Molecule: messenger RNA, 4410 nt
Organism: Fulvia fulva
Lineage: Eukaryota; Fungi; Ascomycota; Dothideomycetes; Mycosphaerellales; Mycosphaerellaceae
Product: Alpha-factor-transporting ATPase
Exons: 1
Coding region: 1-4410 (1469 amino acids)
Biological process (GO): transmembrane transport
Cellular component (GO): membrane
Molecular function (GO): ATP hydrolysis activity; ATP binding; ABC-type oligopeptide transporter activity
Source: RefSeq, a predicted model, not a curated record
AUGGCAGGCGACAAACGCGGGUCUCGGUCCUCACAGGACAACAGCUCCAACGACUCGAGAGAGGGUAAAGUCGAGGAGAAGGAUGAAGAUGGCGAAAAGGUACCCGAUGCGCCCUGGCGCUGUCUUUUUGCUUUCACCACCAGAGCGAACAUUCCACUCCUCGUGGCCGGCAUCUUCUGUUCCUUCGCUGCAGGGUUUAUGGGUCCAGCCGUCAACUUCGUCGUCGGCAAAGUCGUUGGGGGCUUGACAAAUUACCAGUCAGGGUCUAUGGACGGUGACAAGUUUCUGAGAGAACAGACGAAAUGGGUUCUAUGGACCGUUGCCAUCUCGGCGGGAUCUUGGAUAUUUGGCGCUCUAGAGUUCCUGCUCUGGAUGUCCUUUGGCGAGCUCCAGGCAAAGAGUGCUCGCGACCGCCUCUUCCAUGGACUUCUAGGGAGAGAAGUUGAAUGGUACGAACGUCGCAAGAACGGUAUAGGCGCCCUGCUGCCGAGACUACAAGCUCAAAUUCGGGAACUUCAGCUGGCCACGUCUCAGCCUCUGGGAUCCAUUUUCGCCUUGAUAUCCACCUGCGUCCUUUCACUAGCACAAGCACUCUACCGCUCAUGGGAUCUGGCUCUAGUGACUCUUGCUACAGUCCCUGUCAUCAUAUUCGCUCUGGUGAUGGCACGCGGUGGUCUGGAGCACAACAUAACCAUGCAGCAGGACAAACUCACCGAAGCACAGAAGUACUCCACCAGCGCGUUCUCUUCGAUAGAGACAGUGAAGUGCUUCAAUGGCCAGGAAAUUGAGCUAAAGAAGUACAACACAUGCAUAGAUGAGGCUGGAGUGUGGUACGCAUGGGUCGCAAACGCGAGCGCUCUCCAGAUGGGGCUGGCAGUGCUGCUAUCCGUCUCCAUGUUCGUGCAAGGAUUCUACUAUGGAGGUAUUCUGGUCGGCCGCGGUACCAUUCAAGUCGACGAUGUGGUCACGACAUUCUUUUCUGCCAUUGGUGCCUUUCAGGCUCUGCAAGGCAUUCUACCGCAGAUGAUUGUGUUUGAAAAGGGACGGAAGGCCGGCUCCGUGCUCAGGACUAUCAUGGCACAAGUCGAGGACGAGUCAACUAUCGAGCAUAAACAAAACCUCCUGGCACCUGCAACAUGCCGUGGAGACAUAGAAGUGUUAGACCUCUCCUUUGCAUACCCGUCCCGACCUGACAUACUGGCCAUCCAGGAUGUCUCCAUGGUGAUACCAGGAGGGCAAAUGACGUUUCUCAUCGGCAGGAGCGGUUCUGGCAAGAGCACAAUCAGCCAACUGCUGAUGCGGUUCUACACUGCCACGGGGGGCACAAUCAACAUCGACAACAUUCCGCUGGCAUCACUAGACACGACAUGGCUCCGCUCGAAUAUCACUCUUGUUGAGCAGACGAGUUUGUUGUUCAACGACACUGUGUUACGCAACAUCGCUUUCGGUCGUGGUAAGGACUACGAGCAAGUCACAAGAGAAGAGGUGGUGGAAGCCGCCGAGUUCGCCCUACUGCAGCUCAUGAUCUCGGAUAUGCCUGAUGGCCUCGAUACAGGUGUCGGCUUCAAGGGUGGAUCCAUGUCAGGCGGACAGCGUCAGCGUAUGGCAUUGGCGAGAGCAAGGAUUCGCGACUCUCCUAUCUUGAUCCUCGACGAAUCCACGAGUGCUUUGGACUACAUCACCAGAACGCUCAUGAUGGAAGCCAUUCGACGUUGGCGAACCGGCAAGACGACUAUCAUCAUAACUCACGACAUCUCUCAGAUCAUGGCGGACGAUUACAUCUACCUGUUAGAAAGUGGCAGGCUUGUCCAAGAAGGCUAUCGCAGCACUCUCGAAAAGAUGAAGGGCACACCCUUUCAAGGCUUCCUUUCAGAGGGUCAGCGAGCUGCAAUAACCUCUUUUCACAACGAAGGCUACGAGUCGGUAACAUCGAUCAGGACCCGUGGUUCGUCCAUCGACUCCGACGCAUUCAUCACUAAAGGGUUCGAGGACGAGCUUGAUCCUAUCGAGAAACAGCUCACGCUGCAUGAGAAGCGUGCCACGCAAAGGAUAUCAUACUUCCCUACUGUACUCGACGGAGGUAGUCCGCUCAUCGGCUUGCCGGCCUAUAGGCCAGGUGGACCAACAUCAAAUUUCGCUUCACCUUUCAUGCGUAUGAAUGAGUUGUUGGAGUCGCCAAAUGAUGCAUCGCCCUCUCAUCUGCGGUCGCCAGCAGAUCACCCAACAUCGCUUACACCUACCCAAACCCCACCGCCAUCUGGGAAACGAUGGUCUCAAGUCUUGGAGCGAUUUGUCGAUCAAACCGGUAAGCUGGCAGCAGAAGCUCGUCAACACGUGGGUACUGCGCGUCUUCGCCGACCUCUUCCGGGGGAUCCCGAAGCGAUUCCACUACGAGGACCUGAAGAGGCUCUGGCGAAGCUAGAGAGCGAUCAGAACGAUGUGAAACCUGUUCGAUACAACUCACUCAAGACCAUAUUCGGCACCUUGUGGCCGAGUCUCGACAGGCGAGCGAGGUUUUACCUGAUUCUUGGCUUCUGGGGUGCGACUGUGCACGCCGUCGGCUCGCCGCUUUUCUCGUUUGUGCUGGUCAAACUUCUUGCAACAUAUCAAGUGCCUGGCGGUGACAAGGCGGCCGCCUUGAAGUGGUCGAUGGCGAUUCUGGGCAUCGCUUUUGCCGAUGCGGCACACACAUGGACCUUACGGUUCUUUCACGAGUACACCGGCCAGCUCUGGGUUGACUCCAUACGAGCCGAAGCCUACAGCAGAAUCCUUGACCAGCCUAAACAUUUCUUCGAGAAGGAUGAGAACGGCGUCUCUAAGCUUACAGAAAGCCUCGAUCGGAACGCUGAGGAGAUGCGCAACCUGCUUGGACGGUUCGCGUCGCUGGCCUAUGUCGCUGUUCUCAUGGUCAUCGUCACAAUCACAUGGGCCGCUGCCUCGUCGUGGAAGCUGACAUUGAUCGCACUGGCUGUGUCGCCAUACAUUUAUGGCGUCACCAAGCUCUUUGCGAGAAUCAGCGAAAAGUGGGAGUCAAACUGCAACGACGCUGCCGCUGAUGCUUCGGCGAUUUUCACGGAAACCUUCACCAACAUCAAGACUGUGCGCGCACUGACCUUGGAGUCGCACUUCACAACAAAGUAUAGGACGGCUACGGUUCAUGCGCUGAAAGUCGGCUUCAAGAGAGCCAUGUACACCGGCUUCUUCUUCGGUCUGUCCGAUUCUGCCGGCAACUUUGCUACUUCCAUGAUCUUCUAUGUUGGCGCUCGACUGGUCACAGACGGCGCUUCUCCCAUCAAGGUCAUCGAGGUCUUCACCAUGCUGAUCAUGGCGAUCACGAACGUUAGUGCGAUCCUGGAGUACAUCCCACAGAUGGGCUCGUCGAAAGAUACAGCUUCGCGACUACUGCAGCUUGCUAGGCUGCCGAAGGACUCGCAUGAACAUCGCGGUGAUACUCGCAUCACCACCGUGGGUGAGAUCGUAUUCGACGAUCUGAAAUUUGCCUACCCUUCGAGGCCGAAUCAGACUAUACUUCAGCACAUCAACCUGAAGCUGUUGCCCGGCACUACGACCGCGAUCGUAGGGGGCUCCGGUUCAGGAAAGUCUACGAUUGCGAAUCUGCUUCUGGACUUGUACAGUACUUCGACAGUGCCAGGUGCGAGACCAGGCGACCUGACCUUCGGUGGCCGCCCAAUGCAGCACAUCCACACACCGUCUCUACGAGCACUGAUUGUCUCCGUCUCGCAGACACCAACACUAUUCUCAGCGACUGCUUUCGAAAACAUUGCAUACGGCAUCCCAGCCGACUCGCCCAACAGAAGUCAACAGAGCAUUGAAACCGCAGCACGUCAAGCAGGAAUCCACGACUUCCUCGCUAGCCUACCUCAGGGUUACGAGACUCCCAUUGGCGAAGGCGGACUUGGUCUUUCAGGAGGUCAAGCCCAGCGUGUCAACAUAGCUCGCGCCCUUGUUCGCAAGCCUUCCGUCUUGAUUCUCGACGAAGCCACAUCAGCGCUUGACGUUGAGUCUGCUAACCUCGUCCGAAGCACUAUCCACAACCUCAUCAGCGAUAGCAGUCACGAAAUGACGGUCGUGAUCAUCACGCAUCAUAGAGAUAUGAUGGAAAUUGCGGAGAGGAUUGUGGUGUUGGAUCAAGGAGGCAUCGCUGAGGUGGGCACUUUCAAGGAGUUGCUGCAGAACGAUGGAGCUUUGGCGAAUUUGCUUGGUGGCGGGGAGUGGAGGGAUGUGGAUGCUGGUCAGAAUGGCGUGGUAAGCGCCAGGAAGGAGUCGGCCAAGGUGCUAGAUAGUGGUGGUCCGAAGUUGAAGGAUGUGGACUGGAUGACGAGUGGUGGGAGAGAGAGCAAGAGGAGACCGGAAGCGGGUGAUCCGAGGGCACCCAGGACACCGAGGUGA